AAGCAAGCUAGCUAGUCAACAGCCAUGGCAUGGAAGCUGCGCGAUCUCUCACUCCUCCUACUAGUCUCCGUUUUCUUCCUCCCAUCACCAAUCUCAUCCCAAAAGCACCAUCCCCUCCGCCGCCGCCACCCCUUAGACUCACUAAGCGAAUCGGAGCUCUCCCACGUUCAAAUCCUUAUAAAAUCGAAGUACCCCACCUCCUCCCACAACCUAACCUUUCAUUAUGUAGGAGUGGAUGAGCCAGACAAGGCCACAAUCCUCUCCUCAUGGCUCUCAAAGCCCGGUGCCACCGAUCUACCCCCACCGCGCCGAGCCCUUGUCCACGUGCGAGUCAACUGCCGCUCCCGCGAACUCGUAGUAGAGCUGCGGCCCACUCGUAGCAUCGUGUCUGACAAAGUCCAUGACGGGGACGGGUACCCGAUCCUCACCCUGGAGGAGCAGGCGGCGGCAGGGCAGGAAACGGUGAACUACCCGCCAUUCAUGGCGUCGAUUAGGAAGAGGGGUUUGGAUAUUUCCCAAGUAGUGUGCUCAACUUCAAGCGUGGGGUGGUUUGGAGAGAAGAAGAGUAGGAGGGUGAUAAGAGUGGUGUGCUUUUAUAGGAAUGGCACGGUGAAUGUAUACAUGAGGCCAAUAGAGGGAAUAACGGUGGUGUUUGAUUUGGACGAGAUGAAAAUAACCAAGUACAAGGACUGGGAUACGGUGCCAUUGCCCAAGGCAGGAGGGACGGAGUACCAAGCGGCGAAGCAAGCGCCGCCGUUUGGGCCGCACCCUGGUGGCGUGACGGUGGUGCAAUCGGAUGGGCCAGGGUUCAGGGUUGACGACGGCACUGUCAGGUGGGCCAAUUGGAAGUUUCAUCUAAGCUUUGAUGUUCGAGUUGGCCCAAUCAUAUCGCUAGCAUCUAUUUACGAUGUGAACUGCAGAGUCUCGACAGGUGAUGUACAAGGACCCGUGUCAAUUGUUUGGGCCGUACAUGUACACACCGAAGAAUGUACUUCCGGUCAUUUUUCGAUUUGGGAGAUCGGGUUGGGUUAUGCCGCCAUAGAGAUGGAGCCUUUGGACGAUUGUCCCCGCCAAUGCGUUGCUCCAAAUCCCAAAUUGAGCCUGCCAUUGUGCAAUUCGACUCGAGACGAUUCCAAGGGUGGAAACUACGUCUCAAACAAACACUGGGAGAGUCUACACGAGCUCCCACGAAGACAGCGUUUUUCCCACAUGCCGCACGCGCCGACAAAGACUCUGACAGACGGCGACACGCGCCUUACGCGCCCGCACGCGUCUUCUUCGCCUGAUUUGCGACCUGGAUCCUCGACCCGUAAGCCGGAUCCGUACCCGAGCUUUGACCUGCAUCCGACCCGCUCCCAGCAGCGGACACGCGGCACACGCCGAGAACGCCACGUGGCGUAA
Malania oleifera is the source of this 1401-nucleotide messenger RNA. RefSeq names its product amine oxidase [copper-containing] alpha 2, peroxisomal-like. The coding region runs from base 25 to 1401 and encodes 458 amino acids. Gene Ontology annotation, molecular function: primary methylamine oxidase activity; copper ion binding; quinone binding. The record is from RefSeq and is a predicted model, not a curated record. The transcript is spliced from 3 exons. Gene Ontology annotation, biological process: amine metabolic process. Lineage: Eukaryota; Viridiplantae; Streptophyta; Magnoliopsida; Santalales; Ximeniaceae.